AUGGCGAAGCACCUGGUGGCCGAGAAAUUGGGACCAACCUUCGGCCAGGGUGGCGACUUCACGGUGGUGGUGGAGGAACGUCAGGGUGAAGGCGACACUUCCGCUGAGCGCAAACGGACGGAGUUCAAAGUCUGGUCCGUGAUCCUCUCGGCGUGGUCAGAGGUCUUUGAGAAGAUGUUGAGCCAGGACUUUGUGGAGAGCACCAAGAAAGAGGUGGUCAUCAAGGACUUCUCCAGCUUUGCGGUUGAGACCUUCUUGAAGUUCUUGUACAAGGGCACUGUGGACGCAUCACCCGAAAGGCUUUGCGAAGUAAUUGUCAUUGCGGAUAAGUACCAGGUCUUGCAGUUUAAGAACCUUUGCCUGAAGAUGGUGGAGGACAACAUGAAUGUGAAGAAUGUUUGGGCCAUUUUCCAAAGUGCAGAUGAAUUUCAAGUGCAGGACAUUCGUCAAAAAAGCAAGGAUCUCAUAUUGACUGAAGCCAAAACGGUCUUUGCAACCAGACCCCUCGUGAGAGAUGAACUGCUGGAAGAGGUGUUCUCUUCCAAUUUGAUGUGCGUUACAGAUGAGGAGUUGCUGUCCCUUCUCAAAACGUGGACAGAUCCUCCAGAUCAAAUCAGCAGCCAGACACUUGUGGACCGCUGGGUCUCGAUGGCAAAGACGCCCAAACGCAAACGUGGUGAACACUCCACAGACCUCAUACGGUGUGUCAAGGGUCGCUUCGAUACCUUCUCUAAAAGUCAGACCUCACAAGGAAAGUCGUGGCCCAAGGAACCUUCGCUGUCCAGACCGAUCUUUCUGGCAAACUGGGUCUCUGUCAGCUAUGCAUUGUCUGGAGACUAUGCGCCAUAUGCUCAUGUGAUUGCAGAAGGCAAUGCAGGCUGCAAGCUGCAAGCAGGCGACUGGAUUGAGUGGAGACUUCCCAAGUUUGGUGCACAAUUGAUGGGCAUCGUUUUCAGCGAAGUAUUGACACAAAGAGACCAUCUUGAGAUUUUCUGUGCUGCAGACUGCUCAGAAUGGCAACGUGUAUUCUCGUCCAAAGAGUACGGUGCUAUAUAUCCUGGUUUUGGCGGAAACACUCUGGUAAAAUGCAGGUGCCAGCACUUGGCGCAACGUUUCAAAGUUCACAUGAUUUCAGGGGAAUUUCAGCUCCCGGGUAUCAAGUUUCAAGGCAUUCUGGCGGAAGUGCCGUGA
Cladocopium goreaui is the source of this 1191-nucleotide messenger RNA. The record is from the annotation of a GenBank genome assembly. NCBI's taxonomy places the organism in Eukaryota, Dinophyceae, Suessiales, Symbiodiniaceae.